This is a messenger RNA of Eruca vesicaria subsp. sativa (arugula), 960 nucleotides long. The record is from the annotation of a GenBank genome assembly. NCBI's taxonomy places the organism in Eukaryota, Viridiplantae, Streptophyta, Magnoliopsida, Brassicales, Brassicaceae.
AUGCGAGAGAUCCUCCACAUCCAAGGCGGCCAAUGCGGAAACCAGAUCGGCGCCAAGUUCUGGGAAGUCGUCUGCGCCGAGCACGGCAUCGACCCCACGGGACGCUACACGGGAGACUCAGAUCUCCAGCUCGAGCGCAUCAACGUCUACUACAACGAAGCCAGCUGCGGAAGAUUCGUCCCUCGCGCAGUUCUCAUGGAUCUGGAGCCAGGAACGAUGGACAGUCUCAGAUCUGGACCUUACGGCCAAACCUUCCGUCCCGAUAACUUCGUAUUUGGCCAGUCCGGUGCGGGUAACAACUGGGCGAAGGGGCAUUACACUGAGGGAGCUGAGCUUAUUGAUUCGGUGCUUGAUGUUGUGAGGAAGGAGGCUGAGAACUGUGAUUGCCUCCAAGGGUUUCAGGUGUGUCAUUCGUUGGGAGGAGGAACAGGAUCUGGGAUGGGGACGUUGUUGAUAUCGAAGAUAAGGGAGGAGUAUCCAGAUCGUAUGAUGUUGACGUUCUCUGUGUUUCCUUCGCCUAAGGUUUCGGAUACUGUGGUUGAGCCUUAUAAUGCGACUUUGUCUGUUCAUCAGCUUGUGGAGAAUGCUGAUGAGUGUAUGGUUCUUGACAACGAGGCAUUGUAUGAUAUUUGCUUCAGGACUCUCAAACUCACCACCCCCAGCUUCUGUGAUAUCCCACCAACUGGUCUGAAGAUGGCUUCCACUUUCAUUGGGAACUCAACAUCGAUCCAAGAGAUGUUUAGGCGUGUGAGUGAGCAGUUUACUGCUAUGUUCAGGAGGAAGGCUUUCUUGCAUUGGUACACUGGUGAAGGCAUGGACGAGAUGGAAUUCACAGAGGCAGAGAGUAACAUGAAUGAUCUUGUGUCAGAGUACCAGCAAUACCAAGACGCAACGGCAGAUGAAGAAGGUGAGUACGAGGACGAGGAAGAGGGAGAAUACCAACAGGAGGAGGAGUACUGA